GCAUCCCUCCGUGCCCGCGGGUCGGCGGCGGCGGCGGCGGCGCGGCAGAGCAGCGGAGGCCGAGCAUGGCGCUGCUGCUGCUGCUGGUGCUGCGGGGCGCCUGCGGGGCUGCGGGGGGCUGGGGGAGCCCCGCGGCGGGGGUGGAGGCGGCGGCGGCGGCGGCCGGCCUGCGGGGCGCCCCGGGGCUGCCCUCCCUGCUGAGCAGCUCCUUCGUGCUGAAAGGCGACGCGGCGCACAACCAAGCCAUGGUGCACUGGACCGGCCACAACAGCAGCGUGAUUUUGAUCCUUACCAAGUAUUACCACACCGAUAUGGGCAAAGUAUUGGAAAGUUCUUUAUGGAGAUCCUCGGAUUUUGGGACGUUAUAUACCAAGUUGAGUCUGCAGCCUGGGAUUCCUACAGUUAUUGAAAAUUUCUACAUCUGCCCAACCAAUAAAAGAAAGAUCAUUCUUGUCAGUUCCUCCCAAAAUGACCGGGACCAGAAUCUUUUCAUUAGCACAGAUGAAGGAGCUACUUUUCAAAAGGAGCCCAUUAGUUUCUUUGUGGAAACACUGAUCUUUCAUCCCAAGCAGGAAGACAUUAAAGUGCUCACUUCACUAUAUGAGGAGCCAGGCUUCCAGCUCUACGUAUCAAUUGACCUGGGAACCAAAUGGACUCUUCUUCAGGAUCACGUAUCGAAAGAUCAUAUCUUUUGGCCCCAGGUACUCACCUGUUGUCCUCGCGAGGGCCCCGUGAUGUCGGAGGGAGAGCUGCUCCACCAGGUCGGGCCAGAGUCAGAAAAGCGCCCUAACGGCCCGCCGUGGGAGGCCAGGCCGCGACUACUGAGGGGCUUAGGGACCACUGUGAACAUCCGCUCUCCAGCCGAAACUGGAGAGAUCAUUCUUGUCAGUUCCUCCCAAAAUGACCGGGACCAGAAUCUUUUCAUUAGCACAGAUGAAGGAGCUACUUUUCAAAAGGAGCCCAUUAGUUUCUUUGUGGAAACACUGAUCUUUCAUCCCAAGCAGGAAGACAAAGUGCUCGCCUUCACUAAGGAGGAGCAGCUCUACGUAUCAAUUGACCUGGGAACCAAAUGGACUCUUCUUCAGGAUCACGUAUCGAAAGAUCAUAUCUUUUGGUCUGUUGAUGGAGUUGACAAAGACCCUAACUUAAUUCACAUGGAAAUCCAGGAUGCUGAUGGAGGUUUUCACUACGUGGUCUGUCCUUUUCACAACUGUUCUCAUGGACAGCUGGGAGUCCCAUUCCUCGGCCGUAUCGACCACAACUCCUUGACAGUUCAGGAUGACUACAUAUUCCUUCAGACUUCGUCAGCAAAUCAAACAAAAUAUUAUGUGUCUUACCGUCGGAAUGAAUUUGUACAGAUGAAACUGCCAAAGUACGCGUUACCCAAGGAUUUGCAAAUUAUCAGCACGGACGAGAGCCAGGUGUUUGUGGCUGUUCAGGAAUGGUAUCAGUCAGACACAUACAACCUCUACCAGUCGGAUGCUCAGGGCGUCUCGUACUCCAUCAUGCUGGAAAAUGUCAGGAGCACCAAGCAGCCUGAAGAGAACGUACUGAUAGAUAUUCUGGAGGUGAGAGGUGUCAAAGGAGUCUUUCUGGCCAAUCAAAAAAUUGAUGGGAAAGUGACCACCCUCAUUACAUUCAACAAAGGUCGUGAUUGGGAUUUCCUCAUUCCUCCAGCUGUCGAUAUGAAUGGUAAACCAACCCACUGCGAGCCACCUGAUUGCCACCUUCACCUCCAUCUCCGCUGGCCGGACAAUCCCUACGUUUCAGGAAUGGUUCACACCAAGGAUACUGCACCAGGACUCAUAAUGGGGGCAGGAAAUUUGGGUUCCCAGCUUGUUGAGUAUAAAGAAGAAAUGUACGUAACAUCUGACUGCGGCAAAACGUGGAGACAGGUGUUUGAAGAGGAGCACCACAUCUUGUACUUGGAUCACGGCGGAGUGAUUGUUGCCAUCAAAGACACCUCCAUCCCACUGAAAAUACUCAAAGUCUUUGGCCACAUCAGUUACCGCUCAGACUGGGAGCUUGUGAAAGUAGACUUCCGGCCAUCAUUUUCCCGAGAAUGCACCGAGGAAGACUAUGAAGCAUGGGACCUGACAAAUCUGCAGGGUGACCACUGCAUCAUGGGUCAGCAAAGGAGCUUUCGGAGGAGGAAGAGUUCGUCAUGGUGCAUUAAAGGAAGAAGCUUUAUGUCAGCACUCACUUCCAAAGUUUGUGAGUGUCGCCAUUCUGAUUUCUUAUGUGAUUAUGGGUUUGAGCGUUCAGCCCUGCUAAAAUCUGAGUCUAGCACAUGCUUUGCUGACUUUUGGUUUCACCCAGAAACGCCUCCGGAAGACUGUCUGUUAGGACACGAAUACAGAAGCAGCACAGGGUAUCGCAAAGUUAUCUCUAAUGUGUGUGAGGGGGGCGUGGAUCUGCAGCAAAAUGUGUCUCGGCUCACGUGUCCAGCCACUGCUCCCAAAGGAUUGCACAUCAGUGUCAAAGGGGACAGCCUGGCAGUUAAGCCAGGAGAAAACGUCACCUUCAUUGUCAAACAAGAUCAGGGAGAUCUUUUAAAUACAAAAUAUCACGUGGACCACGGAGACGGCUUCAGAGCCAUUUACGUGAACCUCACACUGAUGGACGAGCCCAUUCAACACCGCUAUGAGAAUCCCGGCGUUUACCGUGUCUCGGUGACAGCGGAGAAUGCAGCUGGCCAAGAAGAAUCUGUUGUGUUUGUUCAGGUGCACUCUCCAUUACAGGCUUUACACCUAGAAGUCCUUCCCGUCAUUGGCAGAAAUCAGGACGUAAAUCUGACAGCUGUGACCCUGCCAAGGAACUCAAACUUCACACUGUUUUACUGGUGGAUCGGGAAUAACCUUCAGCCACGCCUUUCACUGGAGAGCUUUUUGGUGACCAGCUUUACAGAGAUCGGGGAAGUCAGAGUGACCGUUCAGGCCUCCCACGGGAGUUCCAUGCUCCAGGAUUCGAAGGUUAUCCAAGUUUUGGAUCAUUUUCAAGUACUUCGUUUAAGGUUUUCUGAGUAUCUGGAUUUGUACAACCCGAACAUACCUGCUUGGCGGGAGGACAUAGCCCAUGUUGUAACCCGACGGAUAGCAAAGGAAACAAACAUACCUGAAGAAAGUCUUGUGACUGUGUUAAGGCCUGGACUUCCCACUAUAGCAGACUUAUAUGUGCUCCAAUCUCUGAACCACCCCAAAAGGAAAAGAACUGUAUCUAGCAUUAAGAGAAUAGCUGCAAUUAAGCAGUCCCUAGAGGCCCAAAACAUCAGUUUCUUCUUGAGAGAAGGACACUGGAUCUUUGUGACUUUGGACAGCUCUGAUUCAGAUUCUCAUACUCUUGGAGGAGGUGGAGGAUACUGGGCUAUCGUAGCCCUUUUCGUCAUCUCUCUUGUGGUUGUGGGCGCCAUCAUUCUAUACAAGUUUAAAAGGCUAGUAGUCUGCAAUUUUCCAUGGUGUGUUGUCUGCCAUCUCACAGGCGUGGUCCUGAGCAUUAAGUCCAGGGAGAUGCGCAGUUAGCUGAUGUUCACAACUGAACGCAUAGAUGAGACUCUUCUUCCAUUGAGCCCCUCCUUUUCCCUCUGA
Messenger RNA from Sphaerodactylus townsendi, 3584 nucleotides. RefSeq names its product sortilin related VPS10 domain containing receptor 2 (gene SORCS2). Gene Ontology annotation, cellular component: membrane. The record is from RefSeq and is a predicted model, not a curated record. The transcript is spliced from 29 exons. Gene Ontology annotation, molecular function: protein binding. Lineage: Eukaryota; Metazoa; Chordata; Lepidosauria; Squamata; Sphaerodactylidae.